This is a messenger RNA of Ilex paraguariensis (yerba mate), 975 nucleotides long. The record is from the annotation of a GenBank genome assembly. Lineage: Eukaryota; Viridiplantae; Streptophyta; Magnoliopsida; Aquifoliales; Aquifoliaceae.
AUGAGGUCGAUUGCCGGGAAUGAGUUCGUUCUAUUUUUUGGAAAUGGAAGGAUUUGUAUUGAAUCGGAUUCAAAGAUUAUGGUUGAGAUGGUCACGUCUGCUAGUAGCGCAGGUAAUCUUUUCUUGACUGCUGCCGCUCAAAACCUACUGUGUGUCAAAUUAGCUGAGGGAGUUGGGGUUAAAAUUCCAAAUCGAUGGGCUACCUGGCUCAAGUUUGCUAGUUUGCCUACAUGUAUAUCUCUUCUAGCAACCCCAAUUAUCUUAUACAAGAUCUUUCCUCCUAAAACCAAGAACACACCUGAUGCUCCUGCCAUGGCCAAGAGGAAACUAGAGCAGAUGGGUCCUGUCAAAAGGGAUGAAUGGGUGAUGAUUGGUACCAUGCUUGUUACAGUGGCAUUAUGGAUUUCAGGAGAUGCUCUGCAUAUGACAAGUGUUGUUGCAGCACUGCUGGGCUUAUCAGUACUACUGCUAUUAGGAGUACUUGAUUGGGAUGAUUGCUUAAGUGAAAAGUCUGCAUGGGAUACCUUGGUUUGGUUUGGGGUACUUGUGGGCAUGGCAAGCCAAUUGAACACCCUUGGUAUUGUACCCUGGAUGUCUGAUUGUGUGGCCAAAUUGCUUAAAUCUUUAUCACUGGGCUGGCAUGCCUCAUUUGGUAUCCUUCAGGCAGCAUAUUUCUUUAUCCACUAUCUAUUUGCAAGUCAAACUGCCCAUGUUGGAGCUCUAUACUCGACAUUUCUUUCAAUGCACUUGGCAUCUAAAGUGCCCGGUUUGUUGGCAGCGCUGGCUUUGGGAUACAAUACCAAUCUUUUUGGUGCACUAACACAUUAUAGCAGUGGUCAGGCUGCUGUAUACUAUGGAGCUGGUUAUGUAGAACUUGCUGAUGUUUUUAAACUGGGAAUUGUAAUGGCUCUUAUUAACAUUGUGAUAUGGGUAUUAGCUGGAGCUCUUUGGUGGAAGAUUUUGGGCCUUUAUUGA